This is a messenger RNA of Leptinotarsa decemlineata (Colorado potato beetle), 3589 nucleotides long. RefSeq names its product Dis3 like 3'-5' exoribonuclease 2 (gene Dis3l2). Gene Ontology annotation, biological process: mRNA catabolic process; miRNA catabolic process. Gene Ontology annotation, cellular component: P-body. Lineage: Eukaryota; Metazoa; Arthropoda; Insecta; Coleoptera; Chrysomelidae. The record is from RefSeq and is a predicted model, not a curated record. Gene Ontology annotation, molecular function: 3'-5'-RNA exonuclease activity; RNA binding.
UUUAAAACUUGUCUGACACAAGUUUUACCAAAAAUUCGCUAUAAUGUUUGGUGCCCACAAAACGCACCUGCUAUUAUGAAAACAGAAUGUGUGCAACCUGGGUUAGGUUAACUAUCAAAAAUGCGUACGUUAAAUUGUCAACAUCGCCAUAGAAUAUUAAUCUGUGAUUGUAGUAUACCCAAAUCUUUGGCUAAAUAUUGAACUGCUGUAUUUUUUUUAAGAAUGUAAUCUGUUAUCUCAGAAAAAAACUAAGUACUUAUGACACAAAAAAAAAAUCAAUUCAGUUUUAUUGUAUAGCGUAUGCCAGUAAGAGCAUUUCUAAUUUGUAUUAGAUAUGCAAAUAGACAUUUAAGCUGAGCUAAAUAUUUCUGAGUACCUACAGGGGAAUGAUAUAGAAACUAUUGUUUAUGGACUCAAGAACGAAGAAUGAUGACUAGUGGAUCAGGAAAUAUGGCAGAUAAUUUCGUUGAUUAUUUUGAGGUUCUACAGUUAGGCGUUAAUAAUGCAGCAGGACAUAGUACUCCAACAAAUCAAGUAUUAUUCAGCGCAGGACCAAGUAGAAUAGUGACCAAUUCUUCCAAUGUUGAAAACAGGAAGAAGGAAGAAAAAUCCAAGCGUACUCGAAGGAAACCAAAACGUAAAAAAAUUAAAGAUGAAAUUGACAAUGCCUUGGGUACAAAUUCAUCAAACGGCAGCCAUUCUCCCUCAGUAAAUUCCAAAGUUCCUUUCAAUUCAUCUUUAUCUCACUCCAGAAAUCGUAAGAGUGAUACAAGAUCUGAACAGAAGUUGGAAAAGUUCACUUUAAUUAUUAAACCGGUAACAGACCAUUCUGAUGGUAAGCUCAUCAAAAGAAAAAAUUGUGAAAAAAAGUAUAUUAAUCUGAAAUCCUUUGUAAGUAUUGGAUCGAAAAAUUGUGUUUUUACUACUGACCAAUCCACCAUUUGCCAUUUAUCAAAUAACCUUAUUGAACCAAGACUUAAUGUGUUGGACAAAAAAUCAAAGUCUAAAAUAGAAUCUAGAAAAUUUCCAUUGCAAGAAACGAAAAAAACCAAAAAGAGGAGAGAUAAAUCUGAUAAGGAGUAUGAUGAAACACCUUUUCCUAAUUAUCUCUCGCAUGAGGAGGUCAAUGUGGGAUUAGCCAGUGGCACCCUUAUAAAAGGUUUUGUAAGAAUAAAUCCACGAAAAUCUUGUGACUGUUAUGUCAAUAAUGAAGACACAACCAAACCUGAUUACUAUUUAACAUCAGUAAUGGAUAGAAAUCGAGCGUUGGAUGGAGAUGAAGUAGUUUUGCAGAUUAAACCAGAAGCUGACUGGAUUGAUGGAAAUAAAACUGCAAAAGUAGUUUAUAUAUUACAGAAGAUACACCCAAGAACUGUAAUAGGCUCCUUGAAGCCAAGGAAUUCUGGAAACUGUGAAUAUGCCCUUUUUUAUCCUCGAGACUCAAAAUGCCCUCUGCUUCGAAUCCCAGAAGUGAAUUGGCCAAAUAAUUUCAAAAAUGAUCCGAAAGCUUUCGAGGAAAUUUUGUUGUUAGCAAAAAUUACAAAAUGGGUUGUUCCAGCUUACGCUUAUGGGUUUUUAACUGAAAUAAUAGGGUUUUCAGGAAAUCUCAAAUCAGAAAGUUUAUCAAUUCUAAGAGAAUUUUGCUUAGAUACAACUCCAUUUGGAGAAGAAGUAAGGGAAUAUUUACCUCAGUGGAAGAAUAUACCUAGGUCAGAAUUAAAACGCCGUGAGGAUAUUAGGAAGGAAUGUGUAUUCACGAUAGAUCCUGCAACUGCUAGAGAUCUAGAUGACGCAGUUUCUGUUAAAACUUUGAAAAAUGGAAAUUAUGAAAUUGGAGUUCACAUAUCUGACGUAUCUUACUAUUUAGAGGAGGGGACUGAACUAGACCAAUUAGUUUCUAAAAAAGCUACUUCUAUAUAUAUGGUAGAAACUGUUUAUCAUAUGUUGCCAUUGGAAUUAUGUUUACAUUGUUCUCUCUUACCAGGGGAAGAUCGACUAUCUUUUUCUGUAUUUUGGGAAAUGACAAAAGAAGGCGAUAUAAUCAAUAAAAGGUACACUAGAAGCAUAAUGAAUUCCUGUACGAAACUAGCUUAUGAGCAUGCGCAAUUGAUAAUUGAAAAUCCUGAUAAGAGCUUUAAAGUUGAAGAUUUUCCUGAAAUUCACAAUGGUUUUGAACCUAAAGAUUUAGUUAAUACUGUGAAUAUUUUGCACAGUAUUGCUGUAAGAUUGAGAAACAAUAGAAUUCAAAAUGGCGCUCUGAAAAUAGAUCAAGUGAAAUUGUCUUUCAACUUAGAUCCAAGUUCAGGUCAGCCGAAGGAAUAUUUUAGAUAUGAGAAUAAAGAAUCACAUAGACUGAUUGAGGAAUUCAUGUUAUUAGCAAAUAUUUCAGUAGCUGAAAAAAUAUAUGAAUCAUUUCCUGAUAAGGCUUUUUUGAGAUGUCACGAACCACCAAAGCAGACCAUGUUGCAAGAGUUGAAGAAUAAUUUAGCAACUUACGGUAUUCACUUGGAUAUAUCCUCAUCGGGUAAUAUUGCUAGCUCCUUAAAAAAAUAUAUCACCAGUGAUUAUACAGGAAUAUGUCGACAGGCGGUGUUAAAUCAUCUUACGGCAAAAUCGAUGACGAGAGCUAAAUAUUUUGCCAGUUCCGCAGUAGAAUCAGUAUCGGACUUCAACCACUACGCCUUGAGUGUUCCAAUUUAUACACAUUUUACGUCUCCUAUUAGAAGAUAUGCUGAUGUGAUGGUACACCGUUUGUUGGCUGCAAGUUUGAAUUAUUGUAAAUCACCUGAAUGGGAUGAGCAUUAUGUUUCUGCAAUAGCUGCUAAUUGUAAUCUACAAAAGUAUAAUGCUAAACGAGCUGGUGAAGCAAGUAUUGAACUGUAUUUGAGUACUUUCAUUGAAAACCAUAAACCAUAUGAACAAGACUGUGUGGUGGUUGAUGUUAAAGAAAGAGCCUUUGACGUGAUUGUUCUCAAGACUGGCAGUAUUGUAAGGAUAUAUCAGAAUAAUUGUGAACAAGGGACCCAAUGGAAAAUUGAAAAUGUACUGAAGGAUCGUUCUAGUUCUAAAGAUAACGGACAGUCUUCUAGCUCUACAGGAAAGAAGCAGCUGCGAUUGACAGUAAUAUUUCCAAAAACGAAGUAUUUCCCGCAAUCAAAAAUGAUUGUGGAAAUUUUUUCCUUGGUUAAAGUUAACCUGCAAAAGAAAGAAAGAUCGUACAAAUUAGAAGGAACUUUACUGAGACCUGUUCCUGCACAAACUUUCAGUAGCUAAAAAAUAUAACAAUACUACAAAGAAGGCAUGAAAUGAAUUGUGGAGUCAGUCAGUCAACCUAUUUUAUAACACAAACUGGAAGUUCAUGAAAUAAUCUUUAUGUGGGUGUUCAGAUACAUGGAAGCUUAUCAAAAUCAUUAAAGGUAGGAAGUAGCGGAAAAUUAUUGAAGUAAUUUUACAUUACAGAUCUUUUAUGAUGCAAUUUAUAUUUUCAAAUAAUUGGAUUUUUAUGAAAUUUGUGAUUUUAUACACUUGAUAUGUAUAUUAUAUACUUUUGAAAUUUAUGAUAAUGGUCAAUAAACAAUUUGAACUUGGA